AUGGUACUGUAUCCUGGUGGCGGUCCAGGCCGAAGCACGGCUGUCAAUUCUCCUCGACACCUAACGAUUCGCAAUACCCGACGUAUCAUCACAGCGGCACAGUUGACUCAGUCAGUCCCUCUGUCAUUCGAAGAAGUCCCAGCGAACGCCAUUGCUACAGUUCAGUCAAUAGUGGCAACAACAGCAUCUGAGGAUGUGGAAAGCGACGCAAUUGCUGUUGCAGCUGCUGCACCAGACACAGGCGACUUGACUGAUGACGACAAGCUCAACGUCAAACUCAAGCCUGGGCAGGAGCAGAUAUUUUCAUACUGGACUCCAGGCCUCAAAGCUGGCAAGGAGCAUAGCAUCCGAGUAACACAGACUAUCGAUGGCCACAAGCCUAGAGAUACGCCCCUCAAGUUGGAAUCGAGCAAGACGUUUUUUGUAGAUGCUCCGCAGUUCUCCCUUCCGGAAGAUGCUAUACACUCAAUUUACCCGCCUCAGGGAUAUCGGGAUGAUGCUCGAAUCCUACCUCAUGUCGUUCUUACCGACCCUCACUUGCCUUGGGAGAGGAUUGGAAGUCCCAAAAGCGAAGGUGCUGAUGAAAAGGCUGGCGGUCGCCCACGUACCAAGGUACCCUGGUUGAUUCUCUGUUCGUUCACCCAGGAAGAGCUUGCUCUCCCUGCAAAACACUUGAAUGGCGAUGAGAGCAUUUUCCCAGGCACCACCACCAGCACUGGUCUAAUUCAUCCUGUGCAGCAGUCAAACACCAUGACCGUCAGUAUGAGUAUUGCAGAUCUUCUGAAUACCAAGACUGCGACACCAAUCACGAAGGAAACUGUAUCAGGCCCUGUCGAUAAGACACGAGGCGACUUCAUCUUCUUGAAGAAAGAGAUGUAUCUCAAUUUGUUCUGCGAUUUUGACGAUAAGGGUGCCCGCCAGGACCCUCCGGUGAUCAACACGGUUCCCUAUGGCCUCCUCGCCCAUGUACGGCACGUCAAUGCGUCAGGAAUGGCGUUAGCUGGGGUCGAGGACUCAGUCGUCUUUUCCCUAGUGAUUGGGAAUCGUGCUGGACCGGUCAACAUUACGACACCAGCCACUGUGUCAGUACAUCUUUUGUCAAUUGAGGGCGUGGAAACAAUGCUACCGUCCUUCGAAUCAACAAUCGAUUACGUGGCUAUGUGUUCUUUAUAUAGCUGGAACUACACCGUGAAUCCACCUGGCAUGGUCAAUGUCUACGACUCCUUCACCAGCUUAGGCAAGACGCUGGAUGUGCUUCGUCCUCCGGAAACCAUCUUGAAGCCACUUCUGCCGCCCGAAGAGACGGAUCCGAACAAGACAAGAUCCAAAGAACAAUUACGUGUUGGCGCACGAAUGAACGAUGGGUACUCGAUUGUCAAGCAUCGACUCCAGACAGGAGAAGACACGGUAGCCUUCUUCAGAGGCCCAUUCACGCCAACCUUGGUGGGCAAGACAGCUCCGAUCUGGGAUCGCUGUUCGAAUUCUGGCCAGGAUUUGCAAAUCAUGGAUCCGAUCCUGGGAAUCAUGGACAUCACCUACUCUUCAGCCUGGCAAUUGGGUCGUGUACUGGCCCUUGGCGAUGAAGGUUUCAUCACCGCGCUGGGUAGGCUGAGGACGGCCAUCCACAAACCAGCAAUGAAGGAAGCCGAGAUUGAAGCUGUUCGAGCCAUCAACCCUACGGCCUACAGGAGCAAGCAAGAUCUUUUGUUCGACCUGCCAAGUUUGGUUCAGGGACUGGCCGAUAUCCAAAACCUGGGCGCGACGCCGCAGCAUAUAGCAUCAUCAUUAUCGCCAAAUCCUGCUGACGAUGAUGGUGAAGGGGUUGAAGAUGGCGGAAGCAACGCAGAUAGUGCUUCUGAGACAGUUGAUGCCACCCAAUUUGGACCAGGCGGCAUCAAGAGGCGAUGGCAUAGGCGCCGUCUCCCUCGACGUGAGAUCCCCGACUUGUCUUUCUUUUCCAAGCGCAUCCAAUCCCGAUACCCCGAAGCAGCAGAGAAGGCUGCUGGGAGACUCUCUGGAAGCACCGACGGUGGUGUAUACGAUGAAACCAACGUUCCCGCCUCAACAGACUGGAUGAUUGUUAUGACAUGGCUGCUCGGCAAGAUGUUUCUCGACGGUGUUCCUUCGCACUAUCUCAUCACAGACCCUUCGCAUCUACCCGAAGAGAGCUUGCGUUUCUUCUACAUUGAUCCCAACUGGGUUGAAGCUCUACUAGACGGUGCCCUCAGUCUUGGUAACCACCGCGGCGACGAUCGAGACCGCGUUGCCAUCAAGGAGGCGUUCAAUAAAUACAUCUCAAGCACUCCAGAGCAUACCGACUUUACUCCGCAGAUACCAACGUAUGGUUUCUUCCUCCGGUCAGAUCUUGUCUCCAUGUACCCCGAUCUCAGGGUCACCACACUGCCGCCACCAGAGCAGCUACCUCCUGGAUACAAGGACCGCGCUCCAUUGCUACGUCACACCAUCAUUGCCGACGGCGUCAUGUUUGGGCUGCUAGACCGCGCCCCUAGCUCAGAGAUCUUUACUGGCCUAGUUUUCACUCAGCCGCCACACCAGCAGCGGUUUGCCGUUGGUGAUAGCCUGGAUGAUAAGCACCUUACUAUCAACAUUCGACGUCAAUACACCACACCAGCGGCCGGUCAGGUACCAGAUAAAGAUAGACACCGCACUCUCCCGCCAACCAUUGAGAAUAAGCCCCUUGAGAAAGACAGUUCCAAGGACAACUUAUUCACAUGGGGCUCUGAAGUCGGUCGUAAUGAUCUGCGGACGAUGCGUAUUCCUCAGUACGCUGCCAAGCAACUCACAGCAUUGCAAGGUCCUUGGCCAAAGGAUCCGGAGGACCCGAACGGUCCUUCUGGGGGUGAGCUGACUCCGGAUGGACGUCGCUAUUUCCAGGAUGAUGCGACCUCUUCGGCCCUUUUUGCCAUGCAGCUCAGUGACCCCAACUACAGUCUUACGGUUAAUUUUAAAGGUGACAGCUCUGCCGGCGCGAGACUAGCAUCAUUACUUCCGCCUGGGCCGCCAGGUGAUGUUAGUAUCUCAAGUACCAGCCCCAUGGCACUCAGUGCGAGCAGCACCCCUCUGUUAGUGGCUAGCAGCAGCCCACGAACACUGAAGAUCCUCAAACCCCCUGUUGUGCAAAGGCUUCUCGCAUCACCGGGUAGUGACACAAGUGCUGCGGCGGAGAAUGAGAUCAGCACGGACGAUGAUGAAGGUUCACAUACAGAGAGCGACACUGAUGAUGACCGCUUCUCCCAUCCGCCAGACUACAUACCUCCCAUCACAGCUUCCUCUUGUCAUGGUCCGCAUGUACCGCAAAUCCCCGAGAUCAUAGCAGCGAGUGAACCAUCUUCCGAAGACAAUGGCGAUGAAGACACACCAGAAACGGACACUCCAUCCUCUUCCAGCGGAGGGGCAGCACAGCCGACUUUAAUGUCGACCUUUGCUACCAGUACUACAGUUACUGCUACCACGUCAAGCCGUGCUCGACGAGCUCUGGGAAGGCCCCAGGGUGAAGACCCCGGAGGGAUGCCCUCCUUCGACAUCAGCAUCUACACCCGUGGCGUCAGAUCCAACGUGAUUGAGAUCCCUCAAGAUCCCAGUGUACAACUAGCCCAAGAUCUCAUCUUCUCCAUACGAGCCAAGGACAACGACAAUGGAGACGCAUGGAAGCUCAUGGAACUUAACCUGACCAUCCCGUUUGGUCAACCUGUUUCCGCUGACACUGCUCUCCAGACAUCUGAUUACUACCUCAUGUCGCAAUACACCGGUCCCGGAGCUACCAUACUCCGCAAUCUCCGCUUCAACGUCCUCGUGUCUCUUGUGACGAAGGAUGAGAAGCCAGCCUUGCAGCUUCGUUUACUCCCCAGAGCGAAAGACGGCUUUAUCCCAAUUGAUAAAGUUGACAAUAUCAGUUUCUUAUUGGCCUUGGCGGAUAUCAAUCGCUGGGAUGGCAAAACUCCAAGGGUUUUGCAGCCGAAGAGUGUGCAGCCACUGGAUGCGGCGCCGUUUAAGCAAUUGCACUACAAGGACGGGGUCAAGGCACAGUAUCACCCAAGGACGGAAUCAAAUCCCCCCAGGACUCAAGCGUUGGAUAUUUCGGUGUUUUAUUCAGAUUAGCUGCCAAAUUGAAG
Fusarium graminearum PH-1 is the source of this 4133-nucleotide messenger RNA. RefSeq lists its product as uncharacterized. NCBI's taxonomy places the organism in Eukaryota, Fungi, Ascomycota, Sordariomycetes, Hypocreales, Nectriaceae. The transcript has a single exon. Bases 1 to 4119 code for a protein of 1372 amino acids. The record is from RefSeq and is a predicted model, not a curated record.